CUUCCACUAUCAAAAUCCAAAUUAACCGCCGGACCUUUUCUUUCUUUCACCGUCACUCAAAAUUAGACACUGGCCAAUGGCCAUGGCAACUUCUCUCCACCUAAACCACGCAUUUUAUCACCGUUUCACUCCUACUUCGCAUAUGAGUAGAAAUUUGAACUUUUACCGGCGGUUUUCGUCUUCAUUUUCCUGGAAAGCUAGGGUUUUAACUUUGAAGAAGAAGCACUACCGAGGCACCGGACAUGGAGUUUUCUCGUCGAGUAUUAUUAAAGCGAACAAUACAAAUAAUACGGAGAUUGACGAGGUUUCCGUUCAAGAAGAGAAAGAGAACGAGAUGGAACGGCCUCCUUUUGAUAUCAAUCUAGCUGUAGUUCUUGCUGGCUUCGCUUUCGAAGCCUACACUAGCCUUCCUGAAAACGUAGGGAAGCGCGAGAUUGAUGCUGCAGAUUGUAAGACUGUGUAUCUUUCAGAGUCAUUUGUACGCGAGAUAUAUGAUGGCCAGUUGUUCAUAAAAUUGAAAAAGGGCUUUGAUUUGCCAGCCAUGGAUCCAUGGGGAACAAGUGAUCCUUAUGUGGUUAUGGAACUGGAUGGUCAGGUUGUCAAAAGCAAGGUCAAAUGGGGGAAAAAGAAGCCAACUUGGAACGAGGACUUCACCGUUAACAUUAAGCUGCCUCCAACCAAAAAUCUUCAGAUUGCAGCUUGGGAUGCAAACCUUGUAACUCCACACAAGCGCAUGGGGAACACAAGCAUUGGUCUGGAAAGCCUCUGUGACGGAAAUUUGCAUGAGGUGGUGGUUGAACUGGAAGGGAUGGGUGGUGGCGGAAAGUUGCAGUUGGAGGUUAAAUACAAAACUUUUGAUGAAAUUGAUGAAGAAAAAAGGCCAUGGAGGCUCCCCUUUGUGUCAGAUUUUCUUCGCAAAAAUGGUUUUGAAUCAGCUCUAAAAAUGGUUGUUGGCUCAGAAACCAUGCCAGCACGUCAGUUUGUAGAAUAUGCUUUUGGACAGUUGAAGUCAUUUAAUGUUCCAUAUGUUUGGACGGAUCAAGUUUCAAACAGUAAGGACUUGGGUGCAGCAAAUUCUAACUACUCUGUUGUGUCGGACAUGCCUUUGCCUUCAGAAACAAAGAGUAGCACAGAAGUCCCUGUGUGUGACACGAACCGUGAUGGAGACAGUAACUUAGUAUUAUCCCAAGGUGAUAAUGACUGCUUACGUAAUUUGGGUGCCACAGAAGCUGGGGAAGCUAUGCAAUCAGAUAAACAAUUUUGGAAGAACUUUGCUGAUGUUAUCAGCCAAACUGUUGCUCAGAAACUUGGUUUCUCUGUUUCUCUGGAAUUAAAGUGGGAUGAAUUUGACUUAUUGAACAGAAUUGGUUUGCAGUCACAAAAGAUUGCCGAAGCGGGUUAUGUUGAGUCAGGGCUUGCAACUCCAGAGGGUCAGAAGGUGGACAGUGAUAAAGCAAGUGCCCCACUUACCAUAAGCAAGAUUCAAUCUUCACUUCCAGAAAUAAAGAAGGUGACACAGGAUUUGUUAAGGCAAACUGAUUCUGUUCUGGGAGCAUGGAUGGUUUUGACUACUGCUGUUUCUAAAUUAAAUAAGGAAGAAAAUGUUUCAGGAAAGAGCUCUUCUGAUAGUGAGAAGCUAAUUAGCUCUUCGAAUGGAACUGCAUUGGAAGACAAGAAAUCUGAGGAAAUGAGAGUGCUCUUUUCUACUGCUGAAAGUGCUAUGGAGGCUUGGGCAAUGCUUGCUACUUCACUGGGCCAUUCAAGUUUUAUCAAGUCUGAAUUUGAGAAGAUAUGCUUUCUAGACAAUUCAUCCACAGAUACACAGGUGGCAAUUUGGCGUGACAAUGCAAGGAAAAGAUUAGUUGUUGCUUUCAGGGGCACAGAACAAGUCAGAUGGAAGGAUUUGCGAACUGAUUUAAUGGUAGUUCCUACAGGGCUAAAUCCUGAAAGGAUUGGUGGAGAUUUUAAACAAGAAGUUCAGGUUCAUAGUGGUUUUUUAAGUGCUUAUGAUUCAGUCAGGAUACGAAUCAUCUCUAUCAUUAAACUAUUAAUUAGCUACGUAGAUAAUGGAGCUGAGCCACCAUGUAAAUGGCAUGUGUAUGUAACUGGUCAUAGUUUGGGUGGUGCAUUGGCUACCCUGCUUGCUCUUGAGCUUUCAUCGAGUCAACUAGUAAAGCGUGGUGUGAUUUCUGUGACUAUGUAUAACUUUGGAUCUCCUAGAGUUGGUAACAAAAAGUUUGCAGAAGUUUAUAAUCAGAAAGUUAAAGAUAGCUGGAGGGUUGUGAACCACAGAGACAUUGUUCCUACUGUUCCUCGCUUGAUGGGUUAUUGCCAUGUGGCUCAACCUGUGUAUCUAGCAACUGGAGAACUAGAAGAUGCUUUGGUAAAUUUGGAGCUUUUGAAAGAUGGCUACCAAGGUGAUUUCAUUGGGGAGUCCACACCAGAUGUUGUUGUCAGUGAAUUUAUGAAAGGUGAGAAGGAGCUCAUUGAGAAAAUACUGCAGACUGAAAUAAAUAUAUUCCGCUCAAUUCGAGAUGGAAGUGGGCUUAUGCAGCAUAUGGAGGAUUUCUAUUACAUCACACUGCUUGAGAACGUGAGAUCAAACUACCAGCCUCUUGAAAGGGUAGAAAGCAGUGGGAGAGAUAGCAUCCCAACCAGCCAAGAUGGCAGUAACAUCUGAACGCUAGCAGCCAAAGUAUAAUCAGUGCCGAAAUAAUUCUUCGGCAGAUAUCGGUCAUUGUGUCUGUAUGCAUCAUUGAGCAGUCUGCUAGUCUUAUGGGAAACCCAUCAAAAGAAUACAGGGACAGACUUAAUCCGGGGUGGGGUAGGGAAUAAUGUACCUGUACAGCAAAGCUUUAUUUCAAAUUCAAAUCACAUUUUCAUGACAACCUAUCUGAUUGGAUGUUGUGCAUCUGAACAUCAAAAUACUAUUCAGCAA
Molecule: messenger RNA, 2938 nt
Organism: Populus euphratica (Euphrates poplar)
Lineage: Eukaryota; Viridiplantae; Streptophyta; Magnoliopsida; Malpighiales; Salicaceae
Exons: 18
Coding region: 77-2680 (867 amino acids)
Biological process (GO): lipid metabolic process
Source: RefSeq, a predicted model, not a curated record